AUGGCCCGUCUGCUGCAUCUGCUGCACUGGACCUGGGUCGGUGUGGUUGCAGGAGAUGAUGAUUAUGGCAUUCAUCGCCACUAUCACUAUAUAAACACGAAUAAGACCUGGACUGAAGCUCAGAGAUACUGCAGAGAGAACUACACAGAUCUGGCCACAGUCCACAACAUCAAUGACAUGAACGAGCUGAAGAACACUGUGAAUAACAGACAGGUGAUUGUCUGGAUUGGACUGAAGAGAACAGGUGGUUAUCAAUGGAAGUGGUCUCUGGGUGGUCCUGUGAAGUAUCUGAACUGGGAAACUGAACCAUCAGAUCACACAAAUAAUUGUGCUGUUAUGAGAAAUGGAGCAUGGCAUCAGCAGGACUGUGGUGUGGCGUCACAGUUCAUCUGCUACAAUGGUGUUUCAAAGGAUUUCAUCAUCUGUGAAUCACAGACUUUCCUUCUCAGCUGUGACCAGGGAACCAUUAAAGUCCUUUCAGCCAAUUAUGGGCGCACAGACGGACAGACCUGCUCUGCUGGAAGACCAGAUGACCAGAUAUCAAAUGUUCAGUGCACUCUGAGUACAUCUCUAAGUGUGGUGGCCACUCUGUGUGAUGGAAAAACGAGUUGUUCUUUGAACUCUGCAGUUUUCACUGAUCCUUGUGGUGGAACUUACAAAUACCUGAAUGUGUCUUAUGAGUGUGUCGCAGCACCACCAAGUGAGUUUUACACCCAACUGACACCAAACCCUUGCAAAACAGUAUACAGGAGUAAAGUUUAA
Molecule: messenger RNA, 762 nt
Organism: Triplophysa rosa
Lineage: Eukaryota; Metazoa; Chordata; Actinopteri; Cypriniformes; Nemacheilidae
Product: polycystic kidney disease protein 1-like 2
Exons: 5
Coding region: 1-762 (253 amino acids)
Molecular function (GO): carbohydrate binding
Source: RefSeq, a predicted model, not a curated record